Molecule: messenger RNA, 1258 nt
Organism: Medicago truncatula (barrel medic)
Lineage: Eukaryota; Viridiplantae; Streptophyta; Magnoliopsida; Fabales; Fabaceae
Product: protein LSD1
Exons: 7
Coding region: 356-877 (173 amino acids)
Source: RefSeq, a predicted model, not a curated record
AAAAAAACAUAAGAAAACGCACGGUGAAGAAGUUUCCUGAUCGGACCCGACAAAGAAAACAAGUUUCCUUUUCGGUGUUCUAAUUCUAAAUUUCAAUUUGAAACAUUCAUUCAUUCAAUUCAACCAAAUCAUUUUAAUUCAUCAGUAACGAUCAAACCUUUCCUUAAAUUCAUAUAUACAACCAAAUCAUCGCAAUUCAUCGAACCUUUUUUUUUUUUUUUUUUUUUUUAUUUUUACUUUUUUUCUUUUUCCCAUUCCUCAAUCAAUCAAACGCACCAACCAUAUAUAAUACACUUUUCUUUCGGUUUCUCCGCACAUCAUUCUUCCUCUGCGUUUUCUCAAUCCCCACUCAGCUAUGCGGAGCCACAUUAUGUGUACUGGGUGUAGAAACAUCUUGCUUUACCCUAGAGGAGCAAGCAAUGUUUGCUGUGCAGUGUGCAGCACAAUUACCCCUGUUAUUCCUGUUCUUCCUCCUGGAAUGGAAAUGUCACAACUUUAUUGUGGAGGUUGUAGAACGUUGCUAAUGCACGCACGUGGAGCUACUACCGUGAGAUGUUCCUGCUGUAACACUAUAAAUCUUGUGCCAGAUUCCAAUCAAAUGAACCAUAUCCGUUGUGGGAACUGCCGGACAACACUCAUGUAUCCUCAUGGAGCUCCCUCAGUCAAAUGUGCAGUUUGUCACUAUAUUACUAAUGUCGAUAUGACCAAUGGAAGGCCGCCAACUCCUGUACGGACACCUAAUGAAACAACCAGCUCCGAAACGUCAAGACCCCGCUUUGAGAGCCAAACUGUAGUAGUAGAAAAUCCUAUGUCCGUUGAUUCAAGUGGGAAAUUGGUAAGCAAUGUUGUCGUGGGCGUUACAACAGAGAAGAAAUGAUUGCUGAUGCUUUAAAAUGUUGUUGGUUUAUGUGAUGUUGAGGCCUGCAAUGAUUGAAUUGAAGUCUAGACUCUUCUCCGUUCAAAGUUUCAUGUAUUUAUAUGCAUUAUACAAGGUUUGAAAUGUGAGAAAGUGCAGAAAGCUUUUCAAUUUUGUGAUUUGCUACUUUUUUGCCUCAUUUUGCAUCUACAUCCAAAUCCAUAGGUUCAUUUUGAUUUGUCUCAAAUUACAAGUCCUGGAUGAGGUUUUGAUGUUUAUGUUUUGGUGACUUGGUAAGCAUGAUCAGUGGAUCGAUGUGUGGUGUUCAAAUUGCAUUUUUACAUAGAAAAGUUGAUUUUAAACAAUUAUAGAUAUUCAAUUGGUGCAAUUAUACAUUAUCAA